Messenger RNA from Cadophora gregata, 816 nucleotides. RefSeq lists its product as uncharacterized. The record is from RefSeq and is a predicted model, not a curated record. The transcript has 2 exons. NCBI's taxonomy places the organism in Eukaryota, Fungi, Ascomycota, Leotiomycetes, Helotiales, Ploettnerulaceae. The coding region runs from base 1 to 816 and encodes 271 amino acids.
AUGACUCUUCCAAACUCCAGCCUGAGCCACUCAGAUAUCAUCCAAAGAUGUCACCAUCCAGACCGGCAGAUCAUCGGUGGAUUGACGUAUGGAGAUCUCGUGAUAAAAUUAUCAGAAGAAUUAGUCGUCAAGUUCGGCCCCGGCGUAUCAGUUGCGGAGGCAGAUAACCAGAGAGCAGCAUUCUCGCUCCUGGAUAACAGCAUCGUGCGCGUUCCACGCGUUGUUGACUUCUUCACCAGCACCGACAGGGGCUACACCAAAGGAUAUCUCGUCAUGGAGUACAUUCAUGGGGAUAUCACAGACUCGGUGUCUGUGACUAGCAAACAGAUUGAUCAGCUUGUGAAGAUUCUUACAUACUUCUCGACUGUGCAAUGCCAGCGCCCUGGGCCGCUGCUAAAACCAGGUGUAUCGUUCGGGUUGCUUUGGGAGGAGAAUGGAAAGCCGAUAUUUGAGAGUGUGCAAGAGAUGGAGCGGUGGUUGAAUUUCAGGCUGAAAGGCGAUGAAUCUAAGCUCGAACUGGGACGGUUUCCCUUGGUCUUGUGCCACUUGGAUCUUGCUCUUCGGAACAUUGUCUGGAUGAAGGAUGACACUGUGUGUCUCUUAGACUGGGCCUCAGCUGGGUUUUAUCCGCGAUUCUUCGAAAUCAGCCUUUUGUUUAUGGCGGGUCCGGAGGGCUACGAGACGACUUUGAUAGAUCGGAUGGAGAAGUUGACGGAUGUUGAGGAGGCUCAGAUGGCCCUUCUAGAGUGUUCGUAUUACAAUGGUAUAAGAUACUACGUCCCUGAGUGUCGUGAGUUCUCAAAGCGAUCAGACUAG